GCCACCUUCACAACGUUGUCUGAACUACAUUAUUCCAUCAAAUGUUUUUUUUAGGAUGCUUAGUGUCAAGCUUGUUCUCCUUUUUGUACUCCUCGCAGCAAGUGUGCUUGCAGUCCCGUCACAAUAUGAAGUGUUGACCCGAGAAAAGCGACAAAUGGACUGGAGACGUUACUACAGCCGGUGGGGUCGCGGAAGUUCGAGUUGGGGACCCCGCGGGGGUACCUUUGGCGGUCGAAAAUGGAGUUACCCGACCUUUGGACGAUGGGGACAGUAAUAUUUGGUGUAUGAAACG
Messenger RNA from Cylicocyclus nassatus, 292 nucleotides. The record is from the annotation of a GenBank genome assembly. NCBI's taxonomy places the organism in Eukaryota, Metazoa, Nematoda, Chromadorea, Rhabditida, Strongylidae.